AUGGACGUGGCCGAGGACAGCGAUGGGCCUUCCUCUUCAAAGCGUCAGAGGCACAACACAUGUUCUCGGGAAGGCGUUCUCGAAGACACGGAUCAGGUUGGCGUCAGCGACAACAAGCUUAAUAACUUAGUUGAACGGGAACAGGAGCCUAUCGCGGAGACAUUGCCACGGGAUGUUUCUCCUUCAUUCACUUCGUCUGGGUUCAACCGGCAACCCAACAACGACUUCGAUGAAGAGUGGCAUGAGUUCCUGGAGGAGACCGUGGAGAGCGAUGAGCAAGAGACAGACGAGCCCAACGAAAACCACGAUGAUUUUGAUAAUUCCUCUGAGAUAGCAGCAACGCUCGCCGAACGCGACCGAUUUCAUAGCGUUGUGGGCAAGACCAAGCCAAUGUACCAUUGGAACAGCGAUAAGGAGUUGAUGCAUCGUGAGCACAACAUCAUCAAUCGGAUUGGAUGGCGUGGAGGCCACACCUCUGACCAGAGUUUUGGCGAAAGGUAUUACAGCUCCCGCCAGGUAACGGGACAGCUAACUCUACUCAAUACGCUGAUGCCUCGAUACGGUAACUCCCUAAACUUCAACCAGGAUGGGGAUUUAUUGUGCGUAGGUACUGAUCGUCACGUGAUCGUCUGGGAUUGGGCUAAUAAUAGGACACGGAUGAUUUUUCGUCUGGAAGUUAAAAAGAAAAUCAUGCAGAUCAAGUUCAUAGACAGCGCCGGCUGUUUGGACAUCGUUUCCGCCAGCGCCGAUGGGCAGGUGCUCCGCUCCGUCAUUCACCCCUCCGGCGGAUCCCCAAUGUCUUCAGUCUGCCUCUAUACACACAACGUUUGCGCGGCUGAUUUCGCAAUAGUCCCUAAUAGCCGUCACGAGAUAAUAAGCGCUGGUCAUGAUGGAGUCGUCAAGCUCUUCGAUCUGCGCACCAGCGAUGCGGGCACCACAACAGUACGCUGCGUCCGCCAGGACCAAACAACGGUGGCCCUGUACACCAUCGCUCAUCAUCCGUAUGCUCCGGAAUUCUGCGUUGGCGGAGACGAUGUUAAGCUGAGUGUUUAUGACAAGCGCAGGCUGAAAAUAGCUAUCCACGAAAUUACACCACGCAAUCUAAAAUCUAAACCGGACAUCUGCUCCGCCGUCUACAAUCACAACGGUACGGAGAUCCUGACCUGCCACAGAAGAGCUGGCAACUAUUUGUUCGACAGUCGGAGUUACACGGAAGGCGACUAUUUGCACUACUACGACAAGCACUUUUGCGAGAUAAAUUUCUUUGGACCCCGAUCGGAGUACAUUGUUAGCGCCGAUUUCAAAGGCAUAUAUUUUUGGGACAAGAACACGGAAGCCAUCAUCAGCGAAAAUAAGUGCAAAAAGGCCGAGUCUGUAGCCUGCCUAAAGCCGCACCCCUGGAAGCCGGUGCUAGCCACCGCUGGACUAAACGAGCCAGGAAUCCAUGUUUGGAUUCCAAAUGGCCCUAUUGAGUAGGCUGGC
Drosophila takahashii is the source of this 1482-nucleotide messenger RNA. The record is from RefSeq and is a predicted model, not a curated record. Lineage: Eukaryota; Metazoa; Arthropoda; Insecta; Diptera; Drosophilidae.